Molecule: messenger RNA, 879 nt
Organism: Dibothriocephalus latus
Lineage: Eukaryota; Metazoa; Platyhelminthes; Cestoda; Diphyllobothriidea; Diphyllobothriidae
Source: the annotation of a GenBank genome assembly
AUGCCACGGGAGGAAGUGGAACAUCUGGCACACCCAGAUGUGUCACCAUGUAUCCUACAGCAGGCUUAUGCCUCGUUCCACCGAAUGCACUUUGGCCCAGCGGUUAAACAAAAGAGGGAUCCCGACGACUCCUCUGUGUCCGUUGAUCAAAAUCUCAGGGACUUGAUCAAAUACUGUGAAUUGGCUGUGGCGUAUCCGGAUGAAGUCAUUGUGAAGCAGCAUGAUAAUGUGGAUGGUAUAUUGAUUCUUAUCAGUGGAGCUGUCUCAAUGUUCACCAGUUCUGAACAUCGCCGGAAGAAUGGCAGCGGCGGGGCGCAUUGCCUACAUUUUUGGAAAGAAUCUGGGGACCCCAACUCUGUCAAGUUGUCUAAAAGCUUCGACUCCAACGAUAAUGCAACAAGAGUGCACCUCGAUCGGUCAAAAUUGGGCAGGUUUGUGGGCACUAUAGAUCCUGGUCAGAGCCUCGGUGAGUAUGACUUACUGCAGGCAGAAACCAGUAGACAGUCGUCUUUCAUCGCAGACGAAGCCUGCAGACUUAUGGUAGUCGAUGGAGAACUCUAUGACUACUGCCUUCGCCCUUUUCGUGGUCUACAAUUCUCAGCUCGGCAGAAGUUCGCUCAGAGCUGUCCCCUUUUUGCUUCAUGGCCCAAACGCUUUAUAGAAAUGGCAGUGAUGUCCUUAAAGCCCCAGAGUGCUGUCUUUGGUAUGAACAUCGUGGAGCAGGGUGAAGCCGUGAACGGACUCAUCUUCCUUGUCAGUGGGGAGGUAAAAAUCCAAAUGAAUCUCUCGCUGCACGUCGCUCAAUACCGCCAGCUGGAUUUGGAAUCCUUCAAGCGUUCGAAAGAGGACGAGGAAUCACGCGGUGCCAAAGAAUGGUAA